CUUAAAUCCUAUACUAUACACUUUAGUUGUAGGCAAUAAUUCGAAGCACAAUUGAAGACAUGAAGCAUCAAUUUCUCGGUACGUUUCAGCUCCGAUAUGCUUAUAAAUAUCAUGAUGGUCAAUUAAUAAAUGUCCACAUAUUCCACUCUACAUCAACUCAUCAAGCUUAGAUACACGUAGAAAACUAUAUAUUUAAAAGCCCUCACAGAUUAAUGAUGUAUAAUUACUACAAGACUCACCUCUACAACAUCUCUCAACAUGACCCCAUACCGGAAAGCUACAACAUCGAUGAAAACGACAUCGAUUUCUUUGAAUCUACUUCGCAAGAGCCCCUAGUUCUGGUGCCUGACCACCCAUUGGCACGAGUGGUUGAUGAGCUUAAGCUAUCCGCUCUGAAGGAGUUCUAUCUUGAGGAGAAUCGUUCCGAGACGUUCCCCCAGAGGAACUUAGGCGUGGAACAGAGAGCCGAUAACUCUCGAGGCUCUAUCCUGAGAGACGCCCAAUUUCCUCUGAAACGCCAAUUUGCAUGUCCAUUCUACCGAUGGGACCCAAUAAGACACAUGUCAUGUUUCACGAGAUUGAGCCUCCGAGGGAUUGCAGACGUCAAACGGCACCUCUGGAACGCUCAUAAGCUGCCGCCUUAUUGCCCAAUGUGCGGUAAAACUUUCCCCACAGUGGCUCGUUGCGAUGGCCAUAUUCGACGCCGAAAUUGUGUCUUACGGGAGUUGCCGACACCCGAGGGCAUAACCAUACAACAGGUUCAGCAACUAGUCCAACCUACCGACGCCGGGACACCCGAAGAACUGCAAUGGCUGUCUAUCUGGACGAUCGUUUUCCCCGGGGCAGACUUGCCAGCUGUAACUUACCCUUCGGGCGUCGUAGAGUCUACAGUUUGCCAAUUUCGAGACUACUGGGCGUAUAACGGAGAAAGGCUUGUGUCUGACUUUCUCGAAGCGAAGGGCCUCCACAAUUACAAUCUACAGGAUGAGGACCACAGUUUUGCAGCAUUGUGCAUCACCGUCCUCUACCAAGCAACUGACUAUCUAGUUGAGAGUCUAUCGCACGAAACCUCCAACGAGUCCAUCGGAGAGCCAAGCAGGUCUUAACACCAUCAACUCACUAAUAUUUUCUAUGUCGGAACCAACAUUAGACUGUACGAUACAACUCAUGGUUCGGGGGGAGGGGGGCGGAUCCGGCAUCACUUGGUUAUUGGAUUUCUUUGUCUUACGUUUGGUGUUUUGGCCUUCUGGAAAGGCAAAUAUGUUAGAAAAAAUGCAUUCAACUACUUUAGAGUGGCAACGGGCUAUAUGCGAACGGCGCAUUGAUUUUUACAAGGAUGCGAUCAAUCGCAGUUGACUAGAAUCUUAUACAGAUAGCCCAAGCUACACUCUUGUACAUUAGAAACUCAUUAUACUCCAUUAUUAUAC
Daldinia vernicosa is the source of this 1427-nucleotide messenger RNA. RefSeq lists its product as uncharacterized. The record is from RefSeq and is a predicted model, not a curated record. Bases 213 to 1106 code for a protein of 297 amino acids. NCBI's taxonomy places the organism in Eukaryota, Fungi, Ascomycota, Sordariomycetes, Xylariales, Hypoxylaceae. The transcript has 2 exons.